CGGAACACGUGAAGCGUCACACGGAAUCAAUACUGCUCUCUAUUCAGUUUUGUAGUUGGUAGCAAGAAAAUUGAUUUGUGGUUCAUUGAAUUAGGCGAAACUGGGUCACCCAGCGUAGUCCCUUUUCAUCUAGCACUAGCUAAAACAACAGUACCUUGAUAACACUUGGAAUAUUUAGUGUACGAUGGUUUAUAAUACAUUCCUAGUAUAGCCUCAACAUUUGCACUGUGCAGUGUUUUUCGCCUGUUCCGCAGUGUAUGGUGGUUUUACGAUGGAUGUAUGUGUUUCGCUGUGGUUUUGGUUUCGGAUAUCGGUCACACAUCGUCCAGUUAUUUGGUCGUUGUGAAAACAGUGUGAAGGGAAUUGAAGGAACAGUCAAGGAAAAGCAUGUACCAUUCCAACUUUAAUGGCGGUGUACUGCAUUAUUGAUUACUUCAGUAACAGUGCAGAUCCUGAUGAAUUAUGGAUAAGUUUGAAGUUUCUGGUGUCCUAGGACUAUGCCCCUGGAUCGGGACGCCAUUGGGGUAAUGAGAAGUUCAUUACGACCUUUUCCAUUGCCCGAUCAAAGUCAACAGGCUGUUGUCACCCUGGGGCAGGUUCGGCCCGGUCCUCGCGCCCAGAAUGAAUACGUCGACAGCUUGAGGCCCCAGAGCAUCCCUCCCCUGAAGAAUGUGUCUCUGUCUGUGGGGGGAGGAGGGGGGAGCCCACAGACGGUACCUGCUCACGUGCGCGUGUGUCUGCCAGCCAGCAGGAGGCCGACGCUGAACACUACGAUAAUCGCGACGCAGCCCAACUCUGCGUCGCCACCCCUCAAGAAGGAGCCCAUCGAGGACGACAAUCACGGCGACUCGAUCAUCUGCGCGAACUGCGGCAAGUGUCGGUGUGGCGCAUGCACGGAGCCGCGGGACCUGCCCUCCAAGUGGCUGUGCGGCGACCGGUGCGAGGUGAGUGCCGAGAAGGCCGUCGAGUGCUGCACGUGCUUCUGCUGUGUGAAGACUGUGUUCUACCACUGCGGCCAGGACGAGGACGCAAACUCGUGCUACGAGGACCCGUGUGCGUGCUGCAGUGACGACACGCCGCACUGCGUCAAACGGUGGACAUGCAUGGCCAUCAUGGCGUUGUGCCUGCCGUGCCUGUGGUGCUAUUGGCCAGCCAAGGGCUGCUUGCGGGGCUGCACCUCGUGCUACAACAGGUGUCGCAAGAAAGGCUGUCAGUGCACGCGGAAACCCCCGGACAGUCGAACCGUUUCCAAACACUCGCAGACACGCCGGCUUUUGAUCGAAUCGGACAGCUCUAGUGCAUAACUAGGAGACUUUUUUUUCGGGUGCAUCGUGGUUAACACGUUGGCAUCUUUUAUUUAUGCGGGUUCAAACUUAUCAGAGUUUGCUGUUGUGAAUAAGGAAUUUAUAUGGUAUAUUGAGCAUUUGUAUAGAAUCUGAGGUUUUAUGUCUUUCGUUCUGGAUAUAUUAUAUAUAUAUAUAUAUACAUAUAUAUAUACACACACAUGUAUAUAUUAUAGAUAUAUAUGACAGCUGAAAGCAGGAACAGAUAGCAUGUUUUUGUGAUCAUGUGCUACUUGGUGCAGGAAUGGAACAUCGAUUCGCUGAUUCUGUCCAGCUUGCAUUAAAAUCGGUGGAAAUUCUGGAAGAACGGCCAUAGGAAGCAGAGUUCAGUUCUGUGAAAUUAAUGAGUUUUAAAAUGUGAUUCGGAAUACGUUUUCUUACUGGAAUUGGAAUUGUGAUUAAAAUUAUAAUUCAAGCAUGGAUAUACGACUGUAUCUUAAUGUUAUUAUUUUUCUUUUGUCACAGUUUCCAACCGAAAAAUAUAUGUCUGCAAUGAAAUAUUUCUAAUUUUUUCUUGAUGGAAAUGUAUUGGUUCACAUCAGCAAGUUCAACCAGAGGAACGAAAUGUCAUAAGAUUUUUUUUGAUUUUUUUUUUUUUUUUUUGCGCCAAUUCAGGGAACAGGCCAAAGCCGCUAGUGGCAAUCAGUGCAAGGCAUAUACAAUCACUGUUUAGACGAUAUGUUUUAAUGGAUCUAUAUUGUUACUGUCUGCAUCUGUUGGAUUCUUGCCUCGUUAGUUCACAGCAUUUGUUACUGAAUCUAGUAGAUGUUUCAUGACCAAGUAAAUAUUUGGUUUUAAUCAUUUUGCAACUCAUCUGUCUUAGUUUUUUAAUAGUCAAGGUGGUUUUUUCUUUAUUAAUCAUGUGAAACAAAUUUAUUUAUAUCAAACUAAUAAGCUGAUUUUUUUUUAUGUUUACAUAAAUCAUGUUUUGACACUGUGCCAUUUUUAGCUGUACACUGCCAAAUUGUUAGUUUUUAUUAUUAUUUUUUAAUUUUUCAAAACGUCUUCUCUUCCUAUCAUGUUUAAACACUAAGACUUCUGAAAACUUUAUCUGUUUUUUUUUUUUACUGUAAAUUAUUUUAACAUCAGCGUUUCAUUUUAGCAAGCAUUUAGGUAUGUAUUUAGCUGUAAAUACUUAUUAGAUAGUAUAAGUAUCAGAAUUUAAAGUUUGGUUUAAAGUUGAAAGUAUUUUAAAUUUGUUAUUGUUCAGUGCUUAAAUAGAUACUUAAAAUUAUAUACAUAUAAAAUAUGAUCAUGUUUGUGUUGAAGAUCGACGUUUUACGAUAAAAGUGUUUGCCUCGUCUCCUAUCCUUCCCUCCCAUGUCAAUCUUUUUUUUUUCUCUCUUUCUCCCUUGGAACAUGUUUGUGGCACAUAUUUAUUGUCAGUGUAUUACAAGUUGACUUUUUCACCCCUAUGGACCACUUUGGAUUCACCCACACAAAUGAACUGGGGAUUCCGAUUUGUACAUUUUAGGGGUGAAAGAGUUGCCCAUCUAUUUUAUAUAAAAUAGGCUAUAUUUAUUUGUGAACAAGUGGACGUACAUAUAUUUUUAACGGAUGCCGCUGAACAGUGGCGUUCGACUGUUUGAAAGGUAAUCCAAGAGAGUGGACUGGACGUCAGCUCACUUACAGUGUAGGGCCAUACCCAGUUGAGAUGCAGGACAAUGUGUAUAGUGUGAUAUGAUGUAUAUAAUAGACACUUGUUACCGUGGUUACGUAGUGCUGCGUGUUGUCUGCAGCUCAUUGUGUUCAACAGUUGUAUAUAAAGUCUUGUUGCCGUUAA
Messenger RNA from Gigantopelta aegis, 3126 nucleotides. RefSeq names its product protein sprouty homolog 2-like. The record is from RefSeq and is a predicted model, not a curated record. NCBI's taxonomy places the organism in Eukaryota, Metazoa, Mollusca, Gastropoda, Neomphalida, Peltospiridae. Gene Ontology annotation, cellular component: cytosol; membrane. The coding region runs from base 498 to 1304 and encodes 268 amino acids. Gene Ontology annotation, biological process: multicellular organism development; negative regulation of fibroblast growth factor receptor signaling pathway; negative regulation of Ras protein signal transduction. The transcript has 3 exons.